AUGGCUUCACUGCGCUUUGCCGAUGUUGCAGUCACUUUCACUGCCGAUCAAUUCCAAGGCGUCUAUCGAGGCAAGAAAUACCACGACGCAGACUUUGCCCAAGUGCUGCAGCGAGCACAGGAACAUGGAUGCGAAAAGGUGAUGCUGACAACGAUGACGCUGGCCGGGGCAGAGGCCAAUCUGCAGGUGGUGAGGGAGUUUCCCAGCAUGUGCCGUAUGACUCUCGGAGUGCAUCCCUACCAUGCCGCAGAGAUAUACGCAGACAAUGACGGGGCUUCAUACCUGGAGGCUAUCCAGAAAAUGGCAAAGGCACUGCUGGCCGAACAGCCAUCGCCGCUGGUGGCAUUUGGCGAGAUCGGGCUGGACUAUGAGUAUCUCGAUCGUGCAGACAAAGAGACGCAGCAACGGGCAUUCAAAGACCAACUGGACCUGGCUGUUGAACUGCAGCUGCCGUUGUUCCUGCACGUGCGCGAGUCCUGCGAGGAUUUCAUCGCCAUCGUCACGCCGUAUCUGUCCAAAUUGCCUCGAGGGCUGGUGCACUCAUUUGCCGGGUCGAAAGAGGAAAUGCAGCAGCUGGUCGAUCUGGGCUUCCACAUCAGCGUGAAUGGGGUCUCAUUUCGAACAGACGAACAGCUGGAUAUGGUCCGUCAUAUUCCGUUGAAUAAACUGCAGCUCGAAACGGAUGCGCCGUGGUGUGAGGUUCUGCACAACGAUCCCAAGAUUGCUCCAUAUCUGAGUACUGCACGCCCUCUGCCUCCGAGUCGCAAACACAACAAAUUUAUCGCCGGCCAGAUGGUGAAAACGCGGAACGAAAGCUGCUUGAUCGAACGAGUUGCGCUGGUGGUGGCAGGCUUGAAGGGGGUUACAGUGGAAGAAAUUGCGCAGGCAGCGUGGGAUAACAGCGUGCAGAUGUUUGGAUUGGAGUAG
Molecule: messenger RNA, 927 nt
Organism: Aspergillus wentii DTO 134E9
Lineage: Eukaryota; Fungi; Ascomycota; Eurotiomycetes; Eurotiales; Aspergillaceae
Product: TatD family hydrolase
Exons: 2
Coding region: 1-927 (308 amino acids)
Cellular component (GO): cytosol
Molecular function (GO): 3'-5'-DNA exonuclease activity
Source: RefSeq, a predicted model, not a curated record